Ilyonectria robusta is the source of this 1290-nucleotide messenger RNA. RefSeq lists its product as uncharacterized. Bases 1 to 1290 code for a protein of 429 amino acids. Gene Ontology annotation, cellular component: nucleus; cyclin/CDK positive transcription elongation factor complex. Gene Ontology annotation, biological process: positive regulation of DNA-templated transcription, elongation; regulation of transcription by RNA polymerase II. Lineage: Eukaryota; Fungi; Ascomycota; Sordariomycetes; Hypocreales; Nectriaceae. The record is from RefSeq and is a predicted model, not a curated record. The transcript is spliced from 3 exons. Gene Ontology annotation, molecular function: cyclin-dependent protein serine/threonine kinase activator activity.
AUGGCGCCUUCAGUCUCAGAUCAACCUCCAAGCGCGACCAAUGGCGACACCGUCCCCAAGAUCGGGCCUCAUCCGGGUUUCAUCUCCAGCUCCAACCAAUACACUACUGAGCUAAGGCUCCGGCGCAUGCUCAAGGACAACGGUUGCGACCCGGCUCGACAGGAUAGCUACCGUCUUCAGGGUGUGCAGCUGAUUGAGAAUGUGAGGGCGUACCUACAACUGCCUGUUCGGUCUUUCGAUACGGCGUGCACGUACUUCCACAAGUUUCGACUCAACUUCCGCGACGCCGAGUACAACUACCAGGAUGCCGCUCUGGCUUCUCUUUUUGUGGCAUGCAAGGUAGAAGAUACCAUCAAGAAAUCUAAGGAGAUUCUUGCGGCUGCAUACAAUGUCAAAAACCCAGAGAAGGCGACGACGCCCGAUGAUAAGAUCUUCGACUCGCCGGGAAAAAUCAUCAUCUGUCUCGAACGCCUCAUCCUAGAAACAAUCGGGUUUGAUUUCCGAACGCGGUACCCUCAGAAGUUGCUCGUCAAAGUUGUCCGGAAAAUCCUGGGGAAGGAAGAUGGCAAAGAGUUCUUCGCGACCGCCUACGAUAUGUGCAUCGACAUGUACAAGACCUUUGUGCCCAUAAAGCGCACGACUUUCUCCAUGGUCAUGGCCAUUGUGGAGCUCACAGCCUUGAUGCGAGAGGAGCAUGUAGAAAAGGUCCAUGAAUUCGCAGCUCAACAGCCUCAAUACCACCGCGGCGCCGUCAUGGAAACGAUGCUUGACAUCCUGGACCUAUACGCCCAGCAUUACAAGUCAACGGAGCUAGGGUCACAGUUCGACCUCAACAAGAUUAUCGACAUCAAGAUCCGGCUUAACAACGAUCUUGAGAAGGCCUUUGAGCCGCGAUACUUGUUCCACUGUACCCGAUGCGAAGCAGAAGAUCCACAGCCUUCAACCCCCGCCUCGGCAACCUCACCUGUCACGACGUCAAAUAUGAUUGGAGACGCAUCAGGACGGCGGACGGCGCGUGGGCAGGACGGGACCAUGCGGUUUGUGUUUGAUCCCGAGAGCGCACGAAGCGAGCAAGAAACUGUUCGGGAGCAUUUCCACGAAGAGUUUGAGGAGUACGAGAUCGAGGUUGAGGAGCCGAUCCCUCCGCCUCAGCGUGAAGGCGGUCACAGGGGAGGUGGAUAUCACGGCCACGGCCACGGCCACAGGGACCGAGGAGAUCACCGGCGUGGCGCCCCAUACGGAGGGUAUCGAGGAGAACGCCACUACAGAGGAAGAGGGAGACAUUAUUGA